Lactuca virosa is the source of this 420-nucleotide messenger RNA. The record is from the annotation of a GenBank genome assembly. NCBI's taxonomy places the organism in Eukaryota, Viridiplantae, Streptophyta, Magnoliopsida, Asterales, Asteraceae.
AUGGGGCAUUUCAUCAGAAGAGAAGAUGAUGAACAUGAAGAUGUUAGUAGUGAUACAGAUAUGGAGUUGGAAACAGUUGAGAGAGAAUUUGCAGAUGAGGAGGCGUAUUGUGCCAUAUUUGACAUCGGGUACAUUAAAACAGUGACUGAAAAAGGCAGCAUGGAAAAAACAUUAACCGGAGGGCUGAAAAAGUUUCCUGAUAGUAAAAUAUUGAUAGAAAUGAUGACAUUGAUGAGAAUGUUGUUUAAUGAUGGCGCGAGUAAUGAAAAUGCAAUUGAAAAUGAAAGUGAUGGCAUUGAUGAGGACACAAACACAGAUGAAAACAUGUUACAGAAAAACGCACAACAUGAAAUUUUUGGACAAGCUUCAGGGUCAAAUAAAAGUCCCGUUACACCAUCCGGGAUAAAAGAGAAUGUAUAA